Colletotrichum destructivum is the source of this 1280-nucleotide messenger RNA. RefSeq lists its product as uncharacterized. The record is from RefSeq and is a predicted model, not a curated record. Bases 643 to 1206 code for a protein of 187 amino acids. The transcript is spliced from 2 exons. Lineage: Eukaryota; Fungi; Ascomycota; Sordariomycetes; Glomerellales; Glomerellaceae.
UUGCCUGGCUGGCCCGGCCCUCCUCGCUCCUUCCUUCCUUUCCUUCUCAUCCAUCCAUCUCUUCCUUCCCCUCGCACCGGCCGGAGGAUGGAAUAUCCUCCGGCCACCAAUCCGCCCCUGCCCCUUUUGUUCAUUCCAUGCAUCUCCCCCCCUCUUAUUCGCUCUAGAUCGUUUCCAUUCGAGACAAUGUGGAAGCAGCAGCAGCAGCAGCGACAACGACAACAACAACAAGGAGGAAGACAACAGCACGCAUUCUUUAGCCGCUGCGACCGACCAUGUCCCAGGCUGGCGAGACGCCUGCAUACGACUGCAGACUACGUCAUGUGUAACCUUUGGUAAGAUUAGGCGUGGCAGAGGAGGGGCAUAGGAUGCAGCAGCAUGGGGUAACUGGGUGUGGUACGACUAAGGUAGGUAGGGAGACAGUGGAAUGCAAGGCAGUCAGUCGCCCGAGAGACUCAGGCGGUUCGGGCGCUGAAGCAGCACCUUUUGCAGCAGCUAGCGCAAAGGUGAUAACGACGACGAUGGUGAUAAGUGGAGCGGCGUUCGACGGUACCGUUCCAGACGGCCAGGACCAGCUCUGAAAAGACGUCUUGUCUGAUGAACAUCACCCACUCAUACUGGUGUCCCAAAAAGAGGUAGUGGAUGAUGACAGUAAAUAUCAAUAAGUAUAUAUUCGACGACUGUGGAACAUGCUCAGCUAGCCCAGACGUUGGUUUAUUAAAGCCCAUGAGCUCACGCUUGGUCGUGGCUUACAUCCAAAACAAAGCACCCAGCCAGCCCACAGUCCGAUUGGCCGUCCGUCCUCCGUCUUGUGUCAAGCCCCCUUCCGUUCCGUCCCUCCCUGACGUUACAGUUGGGGGCCAAAAGCCUAAGCUCAUCCGUACACGUGUACAGAUGUGGUUUAAACACAUCCAACUAACACGAGCGCUAGUAUCAUCGGCACCAAGGAUUAAGGAAAUAAGAAGAGAAGCCUUCCAACCUUCCACACCCCCGGCAUGCAAACCCCCCGGUCCCUCCCCUGCCCGUCCCCGUUCUUCUAGAGGGUUCAUGUCAGCCUCCACAACAAAUGGAAGAUCAAGGGACCGGCCUAACUCCUCUUAUUCUCAAAAACCUAUGUCGCUUAGGGCCACAGCUGCCAAGGUCACCUACCCAGCAGAGUAUAGCAACCUCAAUCAUAAAAGGGGGACAAAGGGAAAGGGGGAAUAAGACAGAUUAAGAGACGACAAACUUGACUCGACAAGACAAGACAAUUGAUACGUUAAAUAGAUCUUAAAUCACCC